Messenger RNA from Gorilla gorilla gorilla (western lowland gorilla), 8000 nucleotides. It is a transcript of the gene ZHX1, whose product is annotated as zinc fingers and homeoboxes 1. Gene Ontology annotation, cellular component: nucleus. NCBI's taxonomy places the organism in Eukaryota, Metazoa, Chordata, Mammalia, Primates, Hominidae. The transcript has 3 exons. Gene Ontology annotation, molecular function: DNA binding; DNA-binding transcription factor activity, RNA polymerase II-specific. Gene Ontology annotation, biological process: regulation of transcription by RNA polymerase II. The coding region runs from base 781 to 3402 and encodes 873 amino acids. The record is from RefSeq and is a predicted model, not a curated record.
GGCGGAGCUUCCGCAGCCUGGGGCGGGGCUUCUGUUGACAGGGGGGCGGGGCGGCUCCCUACCUCCCGCGGUGCGCCAAUCCCCGGACUAGGGGCCGGGGUCGGACCCCAGUGGAGUAGCAGGGUCUGGGCGUGGAGAGCUCGGCGCCGCACGGGGUGGGGGCGCGCGGAGGACGCGCGCGCGGGAGGGCCCCGCCUUGCCGGCUCUCUCCCUUCCCCCUCCGCCCCCGGACGGCCGCUGGGGCGCGCGCCUCUCCUCGCACCCCCACCCUGAGUCCCCACACUCCGCGGGGCCACCGAGCUGCUGAGGCCCCUUUGCGGGCCCGCCGAGCGGUUCCGGGUUUAGGGUUCACAGGUCAGAGUUGACUCCCUGAAAAGUGCAGCCGGUUUGAAAUGCAAGAUGGCGGCGGCGUGGCGCUGAGAGGCGCGGCGGCCCCUGCAGGAGAAGACAGACAGCUGCUUUGGACCUAUUGGUAAUGAUGGCCUGAGCUAAACAUCUAACUAGAAGGGAUACCCUUCCAUUUCAAAGAACAGAAUGCUAAGGAAGCUGUGGCAAGUGAUUGGAGUUGUGCUUCAAAAAUUUCAGAAAUUCAGCAGUAUUUUGUCUGCCAACAAUAAGCUCUUUACUUGAUUGCACCAUGAGAAAGCUGCUAAUGAGACUUGUUGAGCACAAAAAUGGACUUGAAGAACCAAAAGCCAUUGUUUUCAAAUGAAGAACACUGAACAGUUUUAAGCCUCGGUGCUUUUUAAUCACCACUGAGCUUUUCCUCAUAACAUCAGAAUGGCAAGCAGGCGAAAAUCAACAACACCUUGCAUGGUCCUUGCCAGUGAACAAGAUCCAGACCUUGAGUUGAUAUCAGAUUUGGAUGAAGGUCCUCCUGUGCUUACACCUGUAGAAAACAGCAGAGCAGAGAGUAUCUCAAGUGAUGAAGAGGUUCAUGAAUCUGUGGAUUCAGACAAUCAGCAAAAUAAAAAAGUUGAAGGUGGAUAUGAAUGUAAAUAUUGUACUUUUCAAACUCCAGAUCUAAAUAUGUUUACUUUUCAUGUGGAUUCGGAACAUCCCAAUGUAGUGCUAAAUUCAUCCUAUGUUUGUGUCGAAUGCAAUUUUCUUACCAAAAGGUAUGAUGCACUUUCUGAGCAUAAUCUGAAAUAUCACCCAGGAGAAGAGAAUUUUAAGUUGACUAUGGUGAAACGUAAUAACCAGACAAUCUUUGAACAAACAAUAAAUGAUCUGACUUUUGAUGGUAGUUUUGUUAAAGAGGAGAAUGCAGAGCAAGCAGAAUCUACAGAAGUUUCUUCUUCGGGAAUAUCUAUCAGUAAAACUCCUAUCAUGAAAAUGAUGAAAAAUAAAGUGGAAAAUAAACGGAUUGCAGUUCAUCAUAACUCAGUUGAGGACGUUCCUGAAGAGAAAGAGAAUGAAAUCAAACCAGACCGUGAAGAAAUUGUAGAAAAUCCAAGUUCUUCAGCUUCUGAAUCUAAUACAAGUACUUCCAUUGUAAACAGAAUACAUCCAAGUACUGCCAGCACGGUAGUGACACCAGCAGCAGUUCUUCCUGGAUUGGCACAGGUGAUAACUGCUGUAUCUGCUCAGCAGAACUCUAAUUUGAUUCCCAAAGUCUUAAUCCCUGUUAAUAGCAUUCCCACCUACAAUGCUGCAUUGGAUAACAAUCCCCUUUUACUUAACACCUACAACAAGUUCCCUUACCCAACAAUGUCAGAAAUUACAGUUCUUUCUGCUCAAGCAAAAUAUACAGAGGAACAGAUCAAGAUAUGGUUUUCAGCCCAACGUUUAAAACAUGGUGUUAGUUGGACUCCCGAGGAAGUAGAGGAGGCAAGAAGGAAACAAUUCAAUGGAACAGUGCAUACUGUACCUCAGACCAUAACUGUUAUUCCUACACACAUUUCCACAGGGAGUAAUGGUUUACCAUCUAUUUUACAGACAUGCCAAAUAGUUGGUCAGCCUGGUCUGGUCCUUACUCAAGUGGCUGGAACAAACACCUUGCCAGUUACAGCACCUAUAGCCUUGACAGUGGCAGGCAUUCCAAGUCAAAAUAAUGUACAGAAAAGUCAGGUACCUGCUGCUCAGCCUACUGCAGAAACAAAGCCAGCAACAGCAGCGGUUCCAACUUCUCAAAGUGUCAAACAUGAAACUGCAUUGGUAAACCCUGAUUCAUUUGGCAUUCGGGCAAAAAAGACAAAAGAGCAACUGGCAGAAUUAAAAGUUAGCUACCUUAAAAAUCAGUUUCCCCAUGAUUCAGAAAUUAUCAGACUUAUGAAAAUAACAGGCCUGACGAAAGGAGAGAUUAAAAAAUGGUUUAGUGACACAAGGUACAACCAGAGAAAUUCAAAGAGCAAUCAGUGCUUACAUCUCAACAAUGAUUCCUCUACCACCAUUAUUAUAGACUCCAGUGAUGAAACCACGGAAUCCCCAACUGUUGGUACUGCACAGCCUAAGCAAUCCUGGAAUCCUUUUCCUGACUUUACUCCCCAAAAGUUUAAAGAGAAAACUGCAGAGCAGCUUCGUGUCCUUCAGGCAAGUUUUCUCAACAGCUCUGUACUUACAGAUGAAGAAUUAAAUAGGUUAAGGGCACAAACCAAACUUACCAGAAGAGAAAUCGAUGCUUGGUUUACAGAGAAGAAAAAAUCAAAAGCUUUAAAGGAAGAGAAAAUGGAAAUAGAUGAAAGUAAUGCAGGUAGUUCCAAAGAAGAAGCUGGAGAAACUUCUCCUGGAGAUGAAUCUGGUGCACCUAAGUCAGGGAGUACAGGCAAGAUAUGUAAAAAAACACCUGAGCAGCUGCACAUGCUUAAGAGUGCAUUUGUCCGGACACAGUGGCCAUCACCAGAAGAGUAUGACAAGUUGGCCAAAGAAAGCGGGCUUGCUAGAACAGACAUAGUUAGUUGGUUUGGGGACACCCGUUAUGCUUGGAAGAAUGGAAACUUGAAAUGGUACUACUACUAUCAGAGCGCCAAUUCAAGUAGUAUGAAUGGUCUGUCUUCCCUUAGGAAAAGAGGGAGAGGGAGACCCAAAGGACGAGGAAGAGGAAGACCGCGUGGGCGGCCUAGAGGAAGCAAAAGAAUUAACAACUGGGACAGGGGACCAUCACUCAUAAAAUUUAAAACUGGAACUGCAAUACUUAAGGAUUAUUACCUGAAGCACAAGUUUCUUAAUGAGCAAGACCUUGAUGAACUUGUUAACAAAUCACAUAUGGGCUAUGAGCAGGUCAGAGAGUGGUUUGCAGAAAGACAGAGAAGAUCAGAAUUAGGUAUAGAAUUAUUUGAGGAAAAUGAGGAGGAAGAUGAAGUUAUUGAUGACCAGGAAGAGGAUGAAGAAGAAACAGAUGAUAGUGACACUUGGGAACCUCCACGACAUGUGAAACGGAAGCUGUCUAAAUCAGAUGACUGAAAUGUAAGUUAAGAAAAAUUUUAAUCUGCGUAUAUGUUCAUCAACCACAUACAUUUUUGAACAGUCACCUUGUUGUAUCAGUCAUCUUCAUUUUGGAUAUUUUCUGAAGUAGUUUUUCUUUUCCCUAAUAAGACUAGGUACCACUAGUAUAGCUAAGAGAUAAAUGAUUAUCAUGUGUAGUUUUAUUAUUAUUAUGUAGAGUUUAAUGUCUUAAUUAUUAUUUUUCAUAUGAAUUGGGGUUUUUUUACUUUGUUUUGAAGGAAAGUUACCCAAUCUCUAUGAAGGGAGACUGGCAGGCGGGUUGAGGGGAUUCACAAACAAAUACUAAAGAUAACUAAAAUGUAUUUUAUUGCAAUGCCCCCUUCACUAAAGCUUCAUUUUUUGCCUAUUUAAGGAAAUAAUUCAAAAAUGAAAACUAAAAAGAAGGGGAAAAGUACACCAAAGGAAAGACUUACCACAGGGUUGACGAUCGUGCAGUUUUAGGAAACUAGGUGAAAAUGGGUAUCUUUUCUUCUUCAUUGCAUUGCUCCCAAAACUUUACUAGACUUUUAACUAGAGUUUAAAAAUGCUUUAUGUAUUUAUGAAAUUACUCAGUAUCUUUUUAGUAAUUUAUAAAAUUACUCAAUAUCUUUUUCUGUUAAAAGUCAAAGGUCUGUUUUAGGCCAUAUAUAAAUUCAUGUUUGCUUAGGUGGCAUCUGUCUUUGAAAACUGUGAUAUAAAUUAUUUCUGUUUUAGAGAUCAAAAGGCAAAUAACAGAUUUGAUAUAAACCCAAUUGCUUAAAAUAUCUUUUCAUUCUUUGGUAUAAAACAAACCUGCUACCAGCACUAACAUUGUAUUUGAUUUAAAGUAUAUCUCUGUAGUCUUAAAAAUGCAAAUAAAUAUGGCUUAAAUUUGAAAGGUUUUGGCAUGUUCUUUAAAUCUUAGUUCUUUUAUAAAUUGGAUUAAUUAAAGUUGAACUGUAGUUGCAAAUCAGAUACCUGCUUUGGAGUUAGGAAUUGAAUUCUAAAUACUUCUGGAAUUUAAUAACAUAGUUUUAUUCUUUGCUAUUCUUUGUUUUGGAGUGUUCCGGGGUAAAAGUACACUGUUUUGAAAACAAUGCAGUUGUCAUGAAAUGUUUGUGUAUGUCUGUCAGUAGUCCAAAUAGCAUCUUGCUAUUAGAAAUGACUGCAGUGUUCUCAAACAGUAAGGAAGGAAAUGAGACGUAGACCCUCAUUAUUAUUUUACACGUGAGCAUGCUUACUUAUUUCCUUGGCUUUUUGCAUCAGUAUCCCAUCCCCUACUUUUAUGCUCUGUUAUUCUGUGCAGUUUUUCCUUAAUUCCCUUACAUCUCCUCUCUGGUUUUAUUUAUUUUAACAAUUAUUUAUAGAGAGCUUAAUAUGUACCAGGCACUAUUCUUACUGCUUGGCAAUCCUUUUUCAGGUUUUCUCCUUGUUAAUAUUUUUUAAGGGAUAACAGAUGAAACUAAAAAUGUACCUGUUUUAAUAAGCAGUAUAAAUAUCAUUCCAGGUUAUAGGGUAUAAUGUAAUCAUUUUAGGUUAUAAGAAGUUAAACAGUUUCAUACAGCUUUAUCCUGAAGUGCAGCCCUCCAUUUCCUAAUGUCAGAAAUCUUCAGAGCAGGCUUUCUUCUGACCCAGAUACAUAAAAUAUUUUUAACAGGCAUUUUUUUUAUUGCUAAACACAAGAAUAUGCACUCAGCCAAGAUUAAAUCAACAAAUUUGUUGCUGCAGUGAAUGUUGUUGUUGUAACCUCUGCAGUGAUUUUUUUGGGGAGUUGCAGUCUUCCAAAAAUAAUGUGAAUUUUUCUGUACAGUUUAGUUUGACCUUUAAUUUUGUAUAGAUAAUUCUUAUGUUGUAUAUUAACACUGUAAUGGAUACUAAUUCUGGUCAGAAAAUUCAUCCUAAAACUACAGUUUUCAAAAGAUUGUAUGAUGUAUGCUAUACAUGCACUGUAUUAGUCCAUUUUCACACUGCUAUAAAGAACUACCUGAGACUGGGUAAUUUAUGAAGAAAAGAGGUUUAGUUGACUCACAGUUCUGCCGGCUUAACAAGAAGCAUGACUGGGAGGCCCCAAGAAACUUACAGUCAUGGCAGAAGGCGAAGGGGAAGCAAGCACAUCUCACCAUGACCGAACAGGAGAGAGAGCCAAAGGGGAUGUUCCACACAACUUUCAAACAACCAGAUCUCCUGAGAACUCACUCACUAUCAUGAGAACAGCCAGAGGGGAAGUCCGCCCCCAUGAUUCAGUCACCUCCCACCAGGCUCCCUCCCCCGACACUCCCUGAUUAAAAGUUAUGUAUGGGCUUAUACAAUUUCAAAUGUAAAAACAGCCUAUUUACAUAUGUUGAAACAAUAAGAUUUUGUGGUAUCACUGUCCCUUAAUAAUUACAAUUCAAGGUAAGAUUUGGGUGGGGACACAGAGCCAAACCAUAUUAUAUACUUUUGUGAUAGCAUAGAAGCAUGCCUUGCUUUUUAAAUACACAAAAGUCUAAAUUUCUGAAACAUCAAGUUAUCCUUGGCUGAGUAAAAUAAUUUUUCACUUACAAGAGGAUUCACCAUAGCCUUCUCUAAAUAGUUAUUUCUUCAUUUAAAUGUUGUUCAAUUUACCAAAAAAGUUACCAAAACCUUCCCAAAAUAGUUAUUACAGGAAGUGAGGUACAUAUAUAUCUUUUGCACCUUUGUAUAGAAAUAGAAAAAAAGUACAAGUCUUUAGAUUUCAUAGUCUGCUUAUUACAGAUACUGACAAUGAAAUAUAUACUCCCUGCUCAUACAGUUUGAAAUAAAUUAUUACAUAAAGAUGAUAAAUGUUUAUAAGCAAAUCUAGCAUAUGAAGAACAUAUACAUAGAUGAGUUUCACACAAAGUCUAGUGUAUUAUGGAAGACAUAUGUGGCAGGUAAUCUCAAGAGAAUACAAAAGAUGUAUUUUCAUGAAUAAUUGAUACUUUUAUUUCUAAAAGUAGUAAAAAUUAAAAUAUGGUUUUCUUUAAAUUUUCAGUUUUUUAUGAUGUUUUUCUUUUUUAGCUGCCUAAAACGUUGAAGGGGAAUCAAUUCUUCAACUCAAGAUGUCUGAUUUACUGUGAAUUUGCCCAAUCUUUGAUGACAUUGAAAACGUUUUGGGGCAUACACACUCAAAAAGCAGGAUCCAAUACCCAAAAGAAAUGGAACUUAAUGUUGUGCCAAAGUUAAACUACUGCAGUUGGUGGAAGUUCUGCAAUGUAAAUAGAACACUAAUUUAAAACAACUUGCAAAAAUUCAAUUUAAAUUUUAAUACAGUACAUUUUUAUUCUAAUAUGAUGGAGACAUUCUGAAUCUUAGACUUUCUGAGGGGGUUUAAUGACCACUAGAGCUUGUCCUCAUAUUCAGUCCAGCUUAAUACUGUGUGUCUAGUAAGAUGGGCUAUAUAUUGCCUCUAUUCUUUGAGAUGUGAUUAAGCUUAGAACUUUGACCAAAAAUUUUACAGUAAAAAUUGUUAGAAAUGGGUAAAAAAAAAACAAAACAAAAACCCUGAUUUAUUACUAUGUCUUAUUUAUCAGACCCUGCACUAAGAUUAAAAGUUGUGUAUGGGCUUAUACAAUUUCAAAUGUAAAAACAGCCUAUUUAUAUAUGUUGAAACAAUAAGAUUUUAUGGUUUCACUGGCCCUUAAUAAUUGGAUCCUUCAUUAAACACAUCCAUGAAUACCACUGUUUCUACUGUUACUUGUUCCAUUAGAAGCUGAUUUGCUUUUUAUUAAACUGCAGGUAAUUAAUUCUGAAGAAGGAAAAGAAACUGGCAUGAUAAUUUGGAUAGGGUGAAGCUUUGAAAAAAAUACUGCACCAAAAAUGUGAAAAAGAAUCACGUAGUAAAUGUAUACUUAGUGUUUUCUUACAAUCGUGGAAAUCAGAAAUGUUUAUACAGGUGUCAGAUCAGAAUUUUUAAGAGUUAUCUUUCAGUGAAAUUUUACUUUUAUAACAAUUUCAGUGAAUAGAGAAAAAAUUCUGAACUGAUCAUAAUGAGUUAAAAGUUAGCUUUUCACUUAUGAAUCAUGGGAGUGUUAACUGUUAACUCUUGCCAUAUCAGGAGACUGAAAGUUCAUACUAAUUUACAAACUUUGUAAAGACUGGUGCUGUUCAUUCAUAUUGGGAAGAACCCUUUCUUUUGUGACCAUAGGACCAUUUUUCAAAAUGCGCUUUCUUCGUAGAAGAAAUGUUCAGUUUAAUUAGCUUUGGAUUUUAACAUGUUUUUCUGAAUGACCAGAUGUAGGCUUAGCCAGUUUAUUUUCUCUAAUUUAAUGGAUAAUAAAUAUUAAGCUCUUGGUUAAAUGUUUUUCAGCCAUUGAAAAUGUUAUGAAAAAGCCUUGAAUAUGCAUGCUGCUUUCAUUUUUAUAAACUUUUUAUUUUUUAACUAUAGCUUUAUUAGUAAUUCCAAAAUGCUGCAAUGUAGCUGAUUUCCUCACUCAGACAGCUGGCUUUGUGGGUGGCUUUUUUCAUACUACUGUUAACUUUUUUAAAAAAGAAGCAAUGUAAAGACCGUAAUGCACUAAGCUUUUUUUUUUUCUUUUACACGUUUAAAAACUUCUUAAAGCACUCUGUAAUAUAAUGAUUAAAUUGCUCCCUUUUAUAAA